GGAAAAAAAAAAGAGCGCACAAGAAAAAAAAAAGAAAAAGAAAAAAAAAAAAGGAAAACAAACCGAAACAUGUCUUCUGCCUCCCCCGCCACGGACGACAUCGUGAUCGCGGUAGAGAUCAAGGAGGAAAAUGUGAUGGAAAUGCUCUCCGAAGCCCCCGACGGGCCCGCGCCGCCGCCCCCUCCCGCCGCUGCCCAGUUCCCCAUGGAGCAUGCAGGCUCCGCUGCCGCCGGCGAGGAGGGAGCCGCGGAACAGGUACUGCUCCAUACGGAACUCCUGGCCAGGAAUCACCACGCUGCCUCCUCUCCCUCCUCUUCAUCUUCUUCCUCCUCCUCCUCCUCCUCGCAGACCCCCUUGGCUUUCUCCCCGGACCACGUCGCCUGCGUGUGCGAGGCGCUGCAGCAAGGUGGGAACCUGGACCGCCUGGCCAGGUUCCUGUGGUCUUUGCCCCCGAGCGAUCUGCUACGUGGCAACGAGAGCCUGAUGAAAGCCCGGGCGCUGGUGGCUUUUCACCAGGGCAUCUACGCCGAGCUCUACAGCAUCCUGGAGAGCCACAACUUCGACUCCUCCAACCACCCGCUGCUGCAGGAGCUCUGGUACAAAGCUCGCUACACCGAGGCGGAGCGAGCCCGGGGCAGACCCUUGGGGGCGGUGGACAAGUACAGGUUGCGGAGGAAAUACCCCCUGCCCAGGACCAUCUGGGACGGCGAGGAGACGGUCUACUGCUUCAAGGAGAAGUCCCGCAACGCGCUGAAGGAGCUCUACAAGCAGAACCGAUACCCCUCGCCCGCCGAGAAGCGCAACCUGGCCAAGAUCACCGGGCUGUCCCUCACCCAGGUCAGCAACUGGUUCAAGAACCGCAGGCAGCGGGACCGCAACCCUUCCGAGACCCAGUCCAAAAGCGAGUCAGAUGGCAACCCUAGCACAGAAGAUGAAUCCAGUAAGGGGCGGGAGGAUUUAUCUCCCCAUCCACUCUCCAGCUCAUCCGACGGCGUUACCAGCCUCAGCCUUCCCGGCCACAUGGAGCCUGUCUACAUGCAGCAGCUUGGAAACACUAAAAUAGCCUUGAGCUCGUCCGGUGUCUUGUUGAAUGGGAACCUCAUGCCUGCCAGUACCUCUCCUGUCUUCCUCAAUGGUAGCUCGUUUCUUCAGGGACCCAACAGUGUCAUACUCAAUGGACUCAGCGUGGGCACUUCGCAGACUGUUACCUUAAAUUCGCCCAAAACUGCGGCGAGCGUCGUGAGCAACGGGGUGUCCAUCACUGACAUACUGUCCUCAUCGUCCUCAGAAGAUGUUAAAGACUUCAAACUCCUUCAGGCUUCGGUCCCCAAUGCCACAGCAGCCUUCAGCCCUAGCAACAUCCCAGUCACUUUCCCAGGAUUGAUACCGAGCUCAGAGGUGAAAAGGGAAGGCGUAGAAACUGCUGCUUCCCAGGAUGGAGGCUCCGUAGUUACUUUUACUGCUCCUGUCCAAAUAAACCAGUAUGGCAUUGUCCAGAUCCCCAAUUCAGGAACAAAUGGCCAGCUGCUGAACGGAAGCAUUGGUUUUUCUUCUCUUCAGCUGCCUCCAGUUUCUGUGGCAGCUUCACAAGGUAAUGUUUCAGCAAACCCCAGCACAUCUGAUGGAGGAACUUUUACGACUGAAUCUUCAACAGUGCAGCAAGGAAAGGUUUUCUUCAGCCCCCUCACUCCGAGUGCAGUGGUUUAUACAGUUCCCAACUCAGGCCAGGCUGUAGGAUCUGUCAAGCAAGAAGGACUGGAAAGAAGCCUGGUGUUUUCUCAGCUGAUGCCAGUCAGUCAGAACACACAACUGAACGUCAACAUGUCUUCUGAAAAUAUAUCCAGUGCAGGGCUCCAGUCCCUGGCCUCCUCCUUAGUGAAUGUAACGCCCUCACACAAUUUUUCCCUCACUCCACCAACUCUUUUAAAUGCUGCAGAACUGAGCUCUGGUAUCUCAGAGAGCCAGGCCAUGUCCUCACCCGUGACCAGUACCUCUACAGUGAUAUCUAUCAGCAACACUAACUAUGCAACCCUCCAGAACUGUCCCCUCAUCACCAGUCAGGAUCUCUUGUCCAUUUCCACAGCACAGCCCGUGCUUGGAGAAAUAGUUUCAACCAGUGGAGACCGUGUCAGCCACCCCCCUGCACAAGUGCAGCAGGAUUUUGGCAGAGAGCACAGGUUGGUUCUGCAAGCUGUACCUGAUGUCAAAGAGAAUUUCUUACCUAAUUCUGAGAGUAAGUCAACUGGCAAUUUAAUGAUGCUGGAUUCCAAAUCUAAGUAUGUUAUGAGCAACAUGGUUGACACGGUAUGUGAAGAACUGGAAACGGACAAAAAAGAACUUGCCAAACUGCAGACAGUUCAGAUGGAUGAAGUUAUGCAAGACUUGUAGCUUCUUUCUUUUCUUGCUUUCUGUUUUAAUAGAUAAGUCUCCUGUUGAGGCCCUAACAAACACCUAGUGGGGUGUUUGUGGGGUUUUUUUGUUUGAUGGUUUUUUUCAUUUUAAGAAACCAGAAGAACAUUUAAGUGGUCUGAAUCAAUGUACAGAGGAAUCUCCAGCGAUGGAAUUAGGUUGCCACACUUGGUUUGCAUGCAGUAUUCUCUUUUAAACAGGUUAAAGGAGAAAGGAAAUGGCCAGGGCAAAUACUGAGGAAUGGGUACAGGUUUGGCUACCAGAUACUACCCUGAAAAUUUAAGUAGACUCUCCAUAGUACAACAUACUCUUAACAGUAAGUAUACACUCCUAGCUUCAGAUGAAAAAAAAAUCUCACUCCAAAAUGAUAGAAAAAUGCAGAUUUUUUUUUUUCUGUUUACUUCCAGUCCAUGGGCAUUGAGAGAUUUCUAAGGAACUCUAGACGAUACCUCUCUGGCUACUUUUAUGUUGUUUGAGGUUAAGAAACAAAACAAAAUCAUAAUAUUGUUACUGGUAUGUUUGCUUUUUUUUCCAGCAGACUUGCAUUUAAACCAAAAGUCUCACAUCAAUCAUGUACAGGUUUCUAAAUGCUACAGCUAGCAUUUUGUCAGUGCACCAGAAAAAGCAUCAUUUGAAACUCUAAUUAUGCAAUUCAGAAGCUUUCUAUCCAGUAUGAAUGUAAAUAUUGUUUCAGUUCUUAUAAAGGAGACUUUUUUUAAUUAGUACAAUGGAUUUUAUUUAUGGUUUAUGUUCCCUUUCACUUUAGACACAAUGCAUUGAAAAGGAAAACGUUUUCUGGCUCUUUAAUUUAUUUUAUUGUUUGAGCAGGAAGUAAGCGUAGUUAUUUCUGACAAGGUUUUACUUUUUUGUAGUUUUUUUCAAGCAAUAGACUGUAAAAGUAAAAUGUUAAUCACACUGAAACUAGAAAAUUAAUUCCCAGUCUCACAAACCCAGGAGGUCACUGUUUCUACCCCCUCUGUCUUUGUGUUCAGGGCUUUUUUUUUUUGUUUGUUUUGUUAGUACUUUGCAAUUUAGUUGAACCCUUUUGUGUAUUUUUUACAGAAUUCCACGUGCCUUUCUUCCUAGUGGCCUUAUCUUUGUUACUAAAGCACAGUGGCAGGAGGAAUAAAAACACUGAUUUGCAAAUAUCCGUCCUCAGGGCCAAAUCCUGAUGCCUUACUUCUGCAAGUAGACCCCUCUGACUUGGGUGCCCCUGCUUGCACAAGUAAGAAGAGGUUUGAGAGUCUUCUGGACAUGGUGGGUGACAUUUCCUGGCAGUGCAGAGAGCCAAGGAUGGGUCCUUCUGCCCCACGUCAGCAGGACAGGAGGGGACCCGCAGGGUUGAGCUCUUGGCUCCAUGAGAUGAGCAGGAAAGGUUGGAUGGGCAGGCCAAGGAAGGGAACCCUAAAUUGGCCAAACAGCCCGUGUGGGACGGCUUCAGCUGCUGGUGGAGCAAGGCCCCCAUGCAGGAGUGCAGUUGCGUGUGUAUUUAUGAGUAUCCUCCCAGGAGAAGCAGCCUGGGGGCUGUGGUGGGAACUGCAGCAGCCAUGGUCCCUGCCUGGCUGGGGAUGGGUGUCCACACCUUUCUCCCUGGAGCAGGUGGAACAGAUCUUGACCUUUCCUCCUAUUUUUGUAGCAUGGAAAAGCACAUCCUUAUAGCUUUAAAACAAUAAUAAGAAUUCAGAUGUACAAAAGUGACAUGCUGUUAAUCCUGGUGGGUUUGGUUUUGUUGUAUUUUAUCCUGAUGUGAAUAUAUACAGUAACUAAAGCAUGUCUUCAUUCUUAUCAGCGGCCUCCUCCAAAGCCUUUGGAAGGCAAUGGGAAAUGUUUUCAUGAGCUUCUGUGGGCUCUGAAGCAGGCUCAGGACAGAACAAGAUCACUUGUAAAGGACAAAAAAAAAAGGAAAGGAAAGAUAAUUAAGGUGGUAUAUCCCAGUGUGUUUGUCUUGGUUUUAACUGGUUCCAUGGAAAGCUUUUGGGUUAUGAAGGUUUCUCUGUGCACCGUGAGCACGGCAGCAUUCUUGUUGUGGUUUUGCACUAUAUUGCCUAUUUUGCAAGGUUUUCUGUGGAACCUUGAGGCUGAGCUCUGUCAGUGAGUGCUGGAGCCCGUGCUGUGAGCCAGGGCUGCAGGGAGAAGGGCAGGAAAAGGGAAGGAGGAGUGUGCAAGGGCAGCCCUUGCAGCUGUACGGAGUCGCUGGCGCUCUGCAGGCAGGAGCAGCCCAUCAGCAGUUGGCUGUCCCCACGUGCUCCCAGGCAAGCAGGGUGUUUGAGGCAAGUGCUUUAAAGCAGAGAUUAUCACAAGCAGGACAUGGAGCUGUAUGUUCCCCUGGCACAACUUUCCCUGACGUUCCCUGGAGCUCCGCGUGAGCAGGGAAUCGGAUAGUCCAGAGUUCUCCUAACCACUCUGCUUGUUUAUCUGUUUGCUGGGCCCCAGCAUGAGCAGUCUGUUUCCCACCUCUUCUUCACCCAUGUAACUAAGGUGGUGAUGACAGUAGCUGUAUAUGCUUUGCAUGAAAUCAUUCAGCCAUUUGGAAAAUUAGAAAUGCCCCCUAUCGCUGUCAUUUUAAUGGAGAACGUGUACUUGGCUCUGAAGGAGUUGAUGGUGGAUUAACAUUUGGUCUGUGAAGCUCAGACUAUAUUUGGAGGCAAGCUAGGGAAUAUUUCAGAGCAGUUGUUGGUGUGAUCAUCUCUCAUACUUGAAGAGACUGUGGUGUUACAACAGUACCUGUUACUUUAAUUUUUCGUUGUGUUACUGAGGCUCUGAAUUCCAUGGCUUUGCAGCACGGUUGGUGUGAAAAACUGUGUAUGUUGUUACAGUGGCACGUUUCUUGGAGUGUCUGGUACUUGUAAUAGGAGACUUCCCACUCUUCAGUUGGAGUGGAGGGUGUACAUAAAAGCAGUGUUUUGGGACAAAGUGAGAUUAAUCUAUUCUAGUCUUCCAGAUAUCGAGUAACUUCCUAUUAUCUUUUUUCUUUCUUUCUCCCAUUGAAAAUAAGUGUCAUUCCCUCCAGAUAACAUAGUUAUAACCUCAUGUUUUCUACAGGUACAAUAUAAAGGCUCAUUGCACGGUACAGUGUGUUUAAAAUAGAAAUUUAAAUAAGUAGUUUUAUUCCUUACAAGGGUAAGUUUUUAUUUUGUGGCCCUCAGGCAGGCAGGCUCACUGCUCUCAAUAGACAGUACUCAAAGCCCAAAAAAGUGUCCAGGGCCAGAUCUUUGGCUGCUGUAAAUAAGGCAUUUCUCCACUGACUCCCAAACCAAGGAUUUUUACGUGGUGUUUAGGGGAUUUGGAUGCUGAUCUCCCACACAUGGGAGGGCAGUGAAUGUCCAAGCCCCAAAGACAGCCCUUAUUAUCACAUUCUGUUACUUAAAUGGAAGGUAUGUCUACCUGGCAUACACAUUCCUUCUCUUCCCUCCCUCUCUGUUACGGAUGAGAGUAAAGGAUCAUUUCAACUUCACAUAUGUCUGUAGCUUCUGAGUCCACUGGAAAUCUUACAGAAAACAUUGCCAAAUUCUACUGCUUUACUAGUCCCAGACUCAGCUUUGAAAAAUAUGCCUAAGGAAAUUCUUACAAAGCAUGAUGUUAAAAACCCCUCUCUUCUUUACUACAUUUGAUUAAAGCUGCCUCUGUUUCACCCAGAGUUUUGCAGAAAACCAGAAACACAAUGGAUCGAAUGCUCUGUGUGGACUGUUUGCAGCAUUAUCCCUGUGGUCUUACCUGCAAGGACAUUUCAGCAAUGUAAAUCACAGACAUCCAUUGGCCAGGUCCUCAGCUGGGCUGAACUAGCACAUUUCCAUUGACUUUAAUGUCCUUUUUUGCCAGCUGGGAAUAUGGUCCGUUCAUUUCACUGGUGUUAGGUCAGGGAUGGAUUUGGCCCAGUACACAGUGGCAGCACAAACCAGAGCACAAGGCUGGCACUUGGGUAGAACCAAACAGUCACGGUUUAUCAAAGCAUAUACCUCUUCCCAUUUACUGCUUUCCCCUACCUGUGGAUUCAGGAAGACUCAUUCAGAAAGUGGCUUCACCCAGAGGUGAGGCUGGAACCGUCAUUACUGCUCUCAGUCUGAGACUGAUGACAAUAAUGGACAGGUUCUGACUUCAAAUCGUGUAAAACCUUCUCAGUAAUGAUUUUCAGUUAAACAAAUCAGGGUGGGAUUUAGCCCUGUCUGCACAGGAGCUUUUCAUGUACAUAGAUUUCCAGUGUCUGUGCACUUUCCUUAGCAAGGGCAGAUGAACAAGGGGGUGAAUCCCUCCAGUAUCAUGUGAGAUAUGUGUGCAGGGCCCUGGGGACAUGAACUGCCCAGUGCUUGUGGGCGAGAAGAAUGUCAAAUCGUCCAAAAGAAUAGUAAUUUUAUAAUUCUGAAAACAAAAAUAAUGGUAUUUUUUAAAAGCAAAGAUGCCAGAAGUCUUCCUGUAUCUCCUAGCAGUUAUUGUCUUGAAGGAUAUUUUAUACCUUAGUUGUAUGUUUCAUAUAAUUUAAAACUUGCUUCUUAAAUUUCUGAACUCAAGGAGGGGGUGAAUCUUCUGGCUUUCAGGAUUCACAUUCAGAGGAUGUUUGUUCUUUUGCUGCAUGUACUGUUUGUCCAGAACUAACCAGUUAUUUCUCCAAUAUGGGUUUUAUUGUGCCUUACAACAAAUAUUAAAUUUAAGCGGAAUGUACGUGUUAGAGGAGGGAAUAAUCAAGAACUUUACUGCACUGUUAGGUGAUGCUGCCCCAGAGUGUAUCAUCAAACAUAUCUGUGCUUAAUUACCCAACCAAAGAGAUCUAAAGUAUGUAUGUUUGUUGUACUGUAAUAGGGGUUUGUGCCUGGACAAUUAAGUGUUUUAUUUGUAUUCUGAGAUGAUGUGAACUUAUUUUUCUAAACACUAUACUGAAUAAACUUUAUAUUUAU
Camarhynchus parvulus is the source of this 7298-nucleotide messenger RNA. It is a transcript of the gene SIX4, whose product is annotated as SIX homeobox 4. Gene Ontology annotation, molecular function: DNA-binding transcription factor activity, RNA polymerase II-specific; RNA polymerase II cis-regulatory region sequence-specific DNA binding. Gene Ontology annotation, biological process: regulation of transcription by RNA polymerase II. The transcript has 3 exons. Gene Ontology annotation, cellular component: transcription regulator complex; nucleus. The record is from RefSeq and is a predicted model, not a curated record. The coding region runs from base 70 to 2388 and encodes 772 amino acids. Lineage: Eukaryota; Metazoa; Chordata; Aves; Passeriformes; Thraupidae.